AUGAGCUCGUCCGAGAUCCUCGCCUCGCACCGCCACUUGGGAGCGAGUGUACCGGUCACCCAACUCUUUACGAGGAAGGAACUCGUCGGAAAGGGAGCUUAUGGCGGCGUAUACAAGGUAUGUGCGACGCGAUGCUGCGCUCGUUGCUGUGUCCGUUCAUCACCCGACGCGGUCUUUGCACACAGGGUAUUCACAAUGCGACAGGAUUGGUCGUCGCUCUCAAGGUCAGUCAAAGCAGAGCUCAUACACCUCCUUCCGGCUGCGCCAACGUCUCUUCCCUUCACGCUUGCUGCCUGCUGCUGCUGCAGGUCAUCGACCUCGACACGCCGGACGACGACAUCUCGGAGAUCCAGAAGGAGGUCGCGCUCCUGUCCGAGAUGCGCGAUGCCAACAAGCACAACAUCACACUCUACCAUGGAUGUUACCUCCAAGGCCACGAGCUGUGGAUCGCCAUGGACUUUGCUUCCGGCGGGAGUAUACGAACGCUGGCAAGUUCACUCGUUCGUGUUCCCUACAUUCCCAGCGUGACUGACCGACCUGUUGGCCUAUACCCCCACAGAUGAAAUCGGGCUCGAUAGAAGAAAAGUAUAUCGUACUCAUCCUACGCGAGGUCCUUGUCGCGCUGUCCUUCUUGCACCGACAAGCCAUCAUCCAUCGAGACGUCAAAGGUCAGUCAGCGGCCCCACAUCCCCUCCUUGUCUUGGCGAUCCGGUCUGACCGAGACCGCCUCCACCCACUCCUCCCACACAGCCGCCAACAUCCUUCUCACCCAAGCGGGCAAGAUCCUAUUGUGCGACUUUGGUGUCGCCGCGCAUCUGCAGACCAACAACAAGCGCUCGACCUUUAUCGGCACCCCGCUGUGGAUGGCCCCCGAAGUCAUCACCGAUGGCAAGAUGUACGACACCAAAGCCGACAUUUGGUCCCUCGGCGUCACCUUGUACGAGAUCGCCACGGGGAAUCCACCUUAUUUCGGCAUGGAACCCAUGCGGGCUUGUGCUAUCAUUCCGAGAACAGCACCGGCAAAACUCGAGGGUGGUACUUGGUCCGUUAUGAUGCGCGAGUUUCUCGCUUUUUGCUUGCAGAUCGAUCCCACAACCGUGAGUAGUGCAAUAGAACCGAACGGUCACACUGGGUGGACUUCUGACGAAUGUAAUGUCUUGUAGCGACCGACGGCCGACGAGCUAUCCCGAACGAAAUGGAUCAAAUCCGGCGCCAAACUGCCCAUGUCCUUGCUGCGAGAGUUGAUCGUGCGCUACGUCUCUUGGAUCCAGACCGGUGGUCAGCGGGCGAGUUUGGCGGGGUUGGACAGUAUCGCACGCGAGGACACGUUUGAGAUCGAAGAGGACAAGUGGGACUUUGAUGGCGAGGCAAGUUCGAUCGUUCAGCAGACAGAGUGGACCAUCUGCUGACCGGCCUUUCAUAACACCGCACGCACAGGAAGAGGAAAUGAUUGAACCGCUCGGCGAUGAGCCGCCACGCUCACUCGAUGCCCAAGCCGCCAUCAGCCAGAUCCGACCUCCCAAAGCUCCGCUCGUCGCUCGCAACCACCCGCUGCUAAGGCUCUUCGACGAAGAGUCCAACCCCUACGCGCAACCCACCGCGCCGACGACGAUCAACCUCCCGAGCGGAAGUUCCCUCGACACGGUCCGGCCCACAAUCUCGAUCCCGUCCUUUGACGAGAUGGAUGACAUGUUCGCCUCUUCUGCCCCCGUCAAGUUUGGCGGAGCCUCGGCGGCCGAUGAGCUCAUGUCACCGGCUGGAUCGAGUCCCUUCUCUUGGGCGAACCAGCCUUCCUCUCUACCCUUUGCUCCAUCGGCUCCUCGCUUUGGCGCGAGUGCGUCCGAGGAGGACUCGGAUGGGCCCUGGGACAAUACUACACCCACCGAGUCAACCUUCCCUACGAUCCUCGUGCCCCCACCGAGCUCGUCUGCCGUAUCGUACCCCGUCACAGCAUCGCCUUCGCUCCCCACCGUCGCGCUCGACCGGCAGUUGCAAUCGACAACUCGCCGACGGGCCGACACGGCCCCAUCAUUCGACUACCCUCCGCUAGGCCCCGGCAUCCCCUCUUCUUCUUCCGGGUCAACUUCGACAUUUACCGGUCGAUCGACCUCCACCUCCGGCCACUCUGCAACGACCUCCAUCUCUUCCGUCUCUGCGUCAAUGUCCUCGAGCGCCGAUUCAUCCUUGCCCUCCCUUACCAUGGCCUCUCCACGAUCAGCCCCCAAGUCACCACAACGAUCUCGAGCGGGUACAACGGCGGGUGCACCGACGGGGGAAUUGCGACGUGGUUUCGUCUUUGGUGGAAUUGGUCGAGCAAGGCGUGCGUCUGAUGCUCUUUCGUCGAGAAGUGGAAGUGGUGGAACCCAAGGUGCUCCAAAUGCGUCGUUCAAUUCGAUGCUGCAAUCGAAUGGGCAUGGUCGAUCGGAGUCGGGCUCAGGGUCGGGUGAAUCGUCGGCCUACCCCAGGCCGAGGUUGUUAUCGACGUCUUCGAUGGUCGAUAGUCCUUUCGACUUCCCGACUCCUCUCGCGACAACGAACAUCAACGGGAUGCACGAGUUCCCUUUUCCCAGUUUGGAAGACGACGAGGCUGAAGGUGCUGCGGGGGGUGUAGAAACCGAACAAGCUCUCGAUGUCGACGACGAAGAUGACCAAGAUGAUUUAUACGACGACGACGAAGAAGCCGACGUCGACCUUGGCUCGGACGAGAUCUGGGCAUUCGAAGGACUCGAAUUGAAGCCGUUGGAUUACCUUAAAUUAAGGACCCAGGGGGAGAUCAAGCAAGGUCUGGAGGAGACCUUGGCGGGUUUAGGGGAGUGGCUCAAGAUUGUUGAAGUGGGGUUGGAGAGGAUCUUGGGGGAUCAGAAUGAGCAGCCUGUGGGGGAUUGGGGGAGGACUCUGCAGCAGCAGCAGCAGGACGAAGAACAUGUGAUAUGA
Messenger RNA from Microbotryum saponariae, 2934 nucleotides. Lineage: Eukaryota; Fungi; Basidiomycota; Microbotryomycetes; Microbotryales; Microbotryaceae. The record is from the annotation of a GenBank genome assembly.